Molecule: messenger RNA, 1314 nt
Organism: Exophiala mesophila
Lineage: Eukaryota; Fungi; Ascomycota; Eurotiomycetes; Chaetothyriales; Herpotrichiellaceae
Exons: 1
Coding region: 1-1314 (437 amino acids)
Molecular function (GO): intramolecular lyase activity
Source: RefSeq, a predicted model, not a curated record
AUGCCACCUUCGAACCUCUCCCCCUUGCAAUCCCUUGUCGUACGACGGACUUGCCUAUGCCUGCACCUUCGCCAACAGUCGGCGACGACGAAUCGACGGUUCCUCUCCACCACAGCUUCGAUCCGCAAUGGCGCUCCCGUGGCAGCUUUCGGCUCAUCGGAGCUACUUCGACGCCGCCACAAGGCUGGUAAGGAGUACAUGACUCCGGCCGAAGUAGCCAAAGCCGAGCGUGCAAAGACCCUGCGAAGCAUGAAAUACUCGGCCUUUGGCAUUGCUCUCUGUGCUGUCGCCAUGUUCGGCGCCAUCGUCUUGUACCCAGAUCCGCAAAAGCAGGAGCGCCGAGCCGCUCUCAAUGCUCAAGAGGCUGCAGCCGUUGCUGACAAACUGCUCGUUGAAGAAAAGACAACUCCUAAGAGCAAGGUGGUCCGUCUGGAUGCUCCGCCGUCAAUAGGCGGCUCCAUCUCCGACAAGCUCACGGUCAAUGAGGUCGAUCAAGUCCCAACGGGGACGAGCACUAUUCCUACUAUUCCACGCCUGAUCUACCUUCCCUCGACCCCUGCGCCCUCCAGUCCUGCGUCUGCAAACGAACCCGGCGGAACAGAAUCACAGGUCGAGUAUCAACUGGUUGGGCUGGGGAUCCGCACUGUAUCGAUCCUGAGCAUUCAAGUUUAUGUGGUUGGUCUAUACAUUGCGGUGGCCGACAUUGCCAAGCUACAGGAACGUCUGGUCCACAGUGUCGCCGACCCCGUGGCCACCACUCUGGUGCCGGGCGAGAAAACCAAGCUGCGCGAGCUUCUGCUUGACGCCAAUCGUGGAGAGGAGAUAUGGAAUAGCAUUAUCAAGGAUGGCGGUAUUCGCACCGCGUUCCGAAUCACACCUACACGGAACACAGACUUUAUGCACCUGCGCGACGGGUUUGUGCGUGGGAUUACUGCCCGAAGUGCGAGUUUCUCGUCGAACCCUGCCCUGGUAUCGUCGGAUGCGUCGUCGAAUUUCCAAGAUGAAUCCUUUGGCUUGGCGCUCAACGACUUCAAGGCCGUGUUUGGAGGCACGGCGCGAAGGAAACUCCCGCGUGGCGAGCAGCUGUACCUGAGUCGCGACGCCACAGGCCGUCUAUCGGUGUACAGCGAGGACAAAGAAGGUGGCAGGGUCAAUAUGGGACACGUGGCGGAUGAGCGGGUCAGCAGAUUGUUGUGGUUGGGCUACCUGGCGGGCAAGAAUGUGUCGAGCGAGGAGGCCAGGAAGAGCGUAGUUGAUGGGUGUGUCGAGUUUGUGGAACGGCCAGUUGGGACCGUGGCGACACAGGUCGUCUAA